Messenger RNA from Portunus trituberculatus (swimming crab), 1410 nucleotides. RefSeq names its product Krueppel-like factor 2. Gene Ontology annotation, molecular function: RNA polymerase II cis-regulatory region sequence-specific DNA binding; DNA-binding transcription factor activity, RNA polymerase II-specific. The transcript has 3 exons. Bases 257 to 1087 code for a protein of 276 amino acids. Lineage: Eukaryota; Metazoa; Arthropoda; Malacostraca; Decapoda; Portunidae. Gene Ontology annotation, biological process: regulation of transcription by RNA polymerase II. The record is from RefSeq and is a predicted model, not a curated record.
UUCAGUACUGCAGGUAAUGUUGUGGAGGUAAUAUCUCUCUCACUCUCUCUCUCUCUCUCUCACUUUCUCACUCUCUCUCACUUGGAAAUCUACGUGGCCAAUAUUUCACCUGAGAUUAAUUUUUGGACCGCAGAGAGACGACCAGGAGGAGGAGGAAGAGGAAGAAGAGGAGGAGGAAGAAGAAGAGGACUGUUAAAAGUGUUAUAUAAGCAAACAAGAGGAGGAACAGAUCAAAGAAGAAGAAGAAGAAGGAAACAUGACGGAUUAUCUUGAUAUGUGGCAGGAUAUAGAGACAGUGUUGCUUGGGGAGUUACGCCCCCCGGUGGCCGAUCCCGCCUGUCACCCACCACCACCACCACCGCCGCCCCCAGCCCCGCCCCACCCCGCACACCCACAGGCCGCCCACACCCACUCCCACACACCGCCCACCUACUACACCCUGCCCCCGCCUCCCAUGCCAGCUCCUCACCCCCACCACCCUUGCCCUACCCCAGCCCCCGCCCCAGGCCCUGCCCCCGGCCCGGCCUGCGCGUGGAGCGAGGCGUGGCUGGACUAUUACCCCGCUGCUGCUGCUGCUGCUGGUGGUGGUGGUGGUGGUGGUGGUGGGGGCUAUUAUCCAUCCACGCCACCCUACCCCCCAGACCUGUGUCCUGCCUACCCACAGCAAUCCACCCCCCACCCCCUGUUGACGCCCCCCUCCUCCCCAUCCAUGCUGGCAGGGGGCGCGGGCCCUGCAGGGGGCGCUGCGGCGGCGGGGGUGUUCGUGGCGCCCCAGAAGCCUAAGGGGCGGCGGCGCCGCGCGUGGAGCCGGCGCCGCAGCGUGAUGCACGCGUGCCCCGCGGCGGGGUGCGGCAAGACGUACGCCAAGUCGUCGCACCUGAAGGCGCACCUGCGCACACACACCGGGGAGAAGCCGUACACGUGUGACUGGCGGGGCUGCGGGUGGCGGUUCGCGCGCUCCGAUGAACUGACGCGGCACUACCGCAAGCACACCGGAGACAGACCCUUCCAGUGCAGGCUGUGUCAGCGCGCCUUCUCCCGCUCUGACCACCUCAGCCUGCACAUGAAGCGACACCUCGCCCUCUAACACCCACCCACGCCCACACCCACCACCACCAGCCUGCCGGAGUAAGGAAGCCGGCCUGGCGCCACACACCACCAGUGCACGGGACACAGGCUGGCGGGCUGCAGGCUGCCACACACCCCGCCCUCACCCCUUACCCAGACCUGCAUUGCCCUACCUCACCCAUCACCCAUAACUCUCUCUCUCUCUCUCUCUACCCACGUCAGUCUAGUCAGUCACCCCCACCCCCCGCACCACCCCCUCCCCCCCGUUCCAGUGUGUACAUAUUAGUGUUGUGAAGAAUUUGAGUGUGUUUUGUACUUUUGAUAAUAAAUUGUGAGUCGUUA